UGUUUGUGGAAACAUGGCGAACGUGUAUACAAUUACCAAAUUUGCAUGUUACGGAUGCAGGAAUACAAUUUAGAUGAUACUCUUUCCAUGAGCCGGGUUCAUGUUCCUGGGAUGGAUCAGGACUACGAUGACACAACAGAGUUCUAUCGUCAUUACACUCCCCCCUCCUACAACACUCAUGUCUCCAUGGACUGUGUAUUUGAUGUACCAGAGGCUGAGGAAACACUGAAACUGUUUCGUAAACCCUUCAAAAUUGUAAAUCCUGGAAACCAUGUCACAAAGAGAACACCAGAAUACUCCAGCAUUAGUUUUAUGCACUGCCGACAUCUCCAGGGUCUGGGGGCACAGUACUUGAAGUUACGAGCUGUAAUGGAAGAGAGAGCUAAGCUAGAGUUCCUCAGGGACUGCUUGUUUAGAAUCAAAAGUGUCACUGCGUUCGUCCAAGACCUGGAACACUUGGUGCAGGCUGAGUAUCGUACAUACUACGCCAUCAUGCACAACUCCCUGAUGGAUGCACCUUCUAGCAAGAUCUACUGUUUGAAUGCUCUUUGUGAGGAUCUAAGGACCCAUGUGGGGCACUGGAAUAACAUAAAACAGUGCUUACAUACCAAUCGAUGGCUUCAGCCCAUAUUGGGGCGUCUCUAUUUAGAUCUAGAACAUGUCCGCAAGGUGCUCUCUCAACUCUACAGCGAUGCCAUCUACUGGAUGGAGAAGUUAAUUAUUAUUGGUUUACAGGUGUUUGCUCAUGGAAACAUGGCAACAUUGACACAAGAAAUUGUGUGGAAUAUUGCUAGAGGAUUGGAAGACUUCAAUAAUGUGGCUAAUGGUUUGUCCAAGAGUCGAUACAUGAGCACUUCUUAUUUUAUCCUUGAACACAUUCAAUCAGAAAUGAUGAAUCUUACAUGUAAAUCAGACCCUCGUGUUACAAACCAGCCUGGACAUGUCUCAUUUUCUGUGAAGUCCAUUCCUUUUUCCAAAAUCCUCAACAUAAUUGCUGUUGAACGUGCUAAAUAUGCUGCCAUAGAAACCCACAGAUUUUUCACUGUUAAUGAGGACUUUGUUCGGAUCCUUUAUUCUGGAAAAUUACCAAACUAUGUUUGGAAUGACGAAGUUCAAUAUCCUGGUCACAUCUCCCACCACCUGGACACGUCUGACUACCACACAGCAAGUGGGAGCAUGACCUCCAUCAGUGGGGCUAUUCUCAAAGUUGGGUCAGUCCGAGCCCCUGACCUCACACCAUAUGAACCUCCACUAAACGAGUUCGCUCGCCAGGAAAAUGAGUUUGCUGAAAACUUCCUACUCAUUGUGUGCAAUUCAACUAAUCUACUCAGGAAAAAUGAUAGUCACUCAAAAGGCAAACACAAAUCAAGUAAAUCUCCCAAGAGCCCCACCUCAAAACCCCCUAAAGGACAGGACACGCCCGUUCUGUCUCGCUCCGACUCCAAGCGCAAGACCGUCUCAUGGGGAGACAGUGCUGACAGCUCAAUUCGCUCCCAGCUGGCAGGCCGAUACAUGGAAGUCUUGUGGAAGUUCUUUGGACUAGCCUUAGAGCAGUGUUUCUAUGAACCUGUAUGGGGUUGUCGUGGUAACCAAGUUGAGGGGGAACUCGGUAAUGUGGUUCUCUGCGGUGCAACUGUGAUGACUGUGGUCAGAAACAUGAUGGAACACGUCUGUCUCAAAGACAUGUUUCCUCCCCGUGCUGUUUCUCCUGUCCUGCGAGUGGCCAGAACACUCCAUUCACAGACCGCGCUGCAGUCAUGGGAUAUAUUGAUGUGUGAGGCCCUUGGUUGUCAGAUGUCAGACAAGUGUUAUCCUUGUUUACUGGCCAGCGGAGACCACAGCACAAAGACAGGGAUGUUGCUCAGAGACACAUAUCAACCUCUGUUUAGUCUUCUCCAGGAAAACCUAAAAGAUCUCCCAGAGUCUGGAAAAGAUGGCAGUUUAUUGCUUCCAAAGCAGGAUCUAGACCUUCCCCAUGUGACAGGAAUCAUUUGUCGUCUGCUGACAAACUGUCAGACAGCACAAAGAUGGUGUGUCCACAAAUCUCAUGCCUUCCUGUCAUCCUGGGCAGUCGGAAACUUCCUGUUGGUCACCCAGACAGAUCUCAAGGUCUUGGCAGACGAAACAAAGAAGGCCCUAUACAAUGCUCAGCUAUUUAACUCCAAGAAUAUCAACAAAUCAAAACUUUGUGAUCAACAGAUGGGGGUGUAUUUGUCUGAGGUUACAAGACAAAUAUCCGAUGUCAACAUUCAGUUACAGUCCCUUUCUGGAGCAGCCAUGAAGGUUUUCACUGAGAACUGCAGCAAACUGUCGGCUGAUUAUUUCAGCAGUGAGAUGCCGCAGGGAAAAGUAUGGCGUAAAAAAUCAGGUGGUGAUUGCAUGGGUUGCGGAGAGGUGACCAACCUGCCAAUGGAACACAACCUCUAUAUUGAACAUGCCCUGGAGACUAUUCUGGAGCCUGUGCUUGAUGGUGUGAGUAAACUGAAGCAGGCUGCACAGCUCAGUGUUGUCUCCCUGGCCAUCACAGCGUUCUGUGAAGCAUGGAAAAACAACAUCCUCAAAAACAAGAUAAAAUUCAGCUAUAUUGGGGCGUAUCAGCUAGGUGUUGACAUUGGGUAUACGAGAGCAUGGUUAGGGGAGUAUGUAACAAACCCAGAAGUCAGGCAGACAGUCCUUGACCUCAGUGUUUUUAAGUACCUCAGUGGGGCAGUCAUGAUCCUCAAGAAGCAGCCUUUCCGUAGGGGUGGAUCCAAGUUCCGUGAGCCAUGUUCCAUGGAGGACCUCAAAUCUGUUGAUGAUGGUUGUAAUGGUCAUGCUGACCUUGAAAAUAUUAAGGUGGAGAGAAAUUCCCGUUCGGUAGAUACCGAUCUCCCACCAUCUGUCGACGAGUCUGACAUUGAAUUCGUGAACAACAUAAACGAAUGGUUGUCACUCCGUGUACAAGGGGGGUCCAGGGCCUGGAAAUUAUCGUGUCUUAACACGCCAGAGACAACGGACUAGCUCAGUCCAGGAACAGAACGAUUACCCUGGAGAAAUUAACCAUGACAUCAGACCUGAGAGUAGAGAUGGAGGAGGAAUAGUUUAAAGCCAUUACACUAGACGCCUUUACACCAGGAGAUGUGCCAGUGGACAAAGUGCUAUAUUUACUAGGAGGAAGUGCUGAAUGUUGUUACACUUGUAGUAUAUUUUGAUAUUAUUGGAAAGUUUUAUAAAGCCUCUCAGAUCUAUUUUUCAAAGAUCCUUGCCCAUACAUAAACAUCUAUUUAUUUUAACCAGCUAACAAACCCGUAGUUUAAUUUUAAUAGGACUGUUUUAAAGUGUAGAAUUCACAUUUUGAAUUUCUUAUUUUCUUUCAACUUUUUUAUUUUAUUUGUUAAUUGAUAUGUGAAAUAACAAUUAAUACACACCUUAUUUUCAUGACACUUGGAAUGAUCAUUAAAUGAUGUUACUUUCUGUUUGAUACCUGGUGAAGACGAAAUGUCACAGUGCAUGCUGCCAAAUACAGGUACCAUGAAGUUGAUAUAAUGUUAAAUAUAUUUUAACACUUUACUGUUGCCAAGCCACUUGAUUUUUUUUGGGGGGGGGGGGGGAUCUAGCCUAGUUUAGGCAAAUUUGAUCAUAUAGAGUGUAUGUUAUUUUAAAUGAUAAUGUGUGAUGUGGUUGUAUACAAUCUGAGAUUAAUGCAGAGAUUACAAGCUUUAUAAAUACUAUUCAAAUUACAGCAGUUAAAAUAAUGAAGGUCUUUACUAUCGAAUUAAUUGUUUGAAAGAUAGCCCAUAUUUCCUUUUUUUUCUCCAUGUAUGUAUAUUGCACAUCCUGUUGUAAACCAAAAACGAAGCCUUUUCUUGUCGUUGACCUUCUCAGGAACUCAAACAAAAUGGCAUAUAUACAUGUAUGUAGAUGGGUUUUUUUUUAUGAGCAAGCUAAUGUAAAUGUACAGUAAAUUCAUUGCUGCUGUAACCCUGUUGACCUUAUAGAUCAGGAAACUGACUUCUAUUGUGUUAUAAAGACAUAUUUUGCAUCCAGAAAAAUUGAUGGCUAUUUCACCAAAAAUGUAGGUUGAAAUGUUCAUGUUCCUCUGUGGUUUUUUUCUUUGUUGGAGAUAUUGAUAUAACAUAUUUAUUAAUUAUGGGACUUGAAAUUUUAGUGCUUUUAAUUUUGGUUGAUAUUCCUCUUCUUCCAAAAGAGCCAUCUUUUACAGCUUUUACAUCAAAAUUACCCUAUUCACAAUACUCAAUAAGACCAUAUCAAUAUUAUUGAAAUACACUGAUUUCCCAUUAAUAAACCGAUGAUAAAAGAAAGUUUUGAGGUAUUUGACAUAUCAAAUGUGGUAAAGAAUGUUUAAAUGUGGUUGAGAGUUUUCAGACCUUGCCUUGUCCUUUGUGUUUAGACAUGUUGCUGUGUCAAUUUGUUAUAUUUAUCUGCUCAUUACAGUGUACAUGAUCUGUAGCAAUUGAUGACAUCACUACUAAACUUGUCUCCUCAAACAGAAGAGUUUAUCAUCAUCUGCAUCUCCUGUAGACCUUUGUAACAUUUUGAAACCAACAUUAGAUAAACUAUAUCUACACAUGUAUUUACAAUGAGAUACUUACAUCGUUUUGUAUAGUAUUUGUACUUUCAACUCAUGAUUAAACAUUAUAAGCAUUAAUCAAAUUUAUACAUAGGUAGUCUUUAAUUUAAAUGUACUGUAAAGAAAACUUGAAAUUUUAGACUGCAUGAUGAAUUCAGUGCUUUAUUUUAAAUUCAUAACGUCAAGCCUGUUAGACACAGAAUUGUAGUAGGAUUGCUUGUAUAAUUCUUUUUAAAGCAUAGAAAUGUAAUUUUUUUACUCUAUUUUUGUACCUACCAAAUCCACUACCUAUAUAGUUAUUUCUUACACGAGUGAUCAUUGUGGAAACACAGUCGUCAUGUAAAGCUGUCAGCCCCUUGUCGUCAGGUAAAGCUGUCAGCUCCUUGUUGUCAGGUAAAACUGUCAGCCCCUUGUCGUAAGGUAAAGCUGUCAGCCCCUUGUCAUCAGGUAAAGCUGUCGGCCCCUUGUCAUCAGGUAAAGCUGUCAUCCCCCUGUUGUCAGGUAAAACUCAGCCCCCUGUUGUCAGGUAAAGCUGUCAGCCCCUUGUCAUCGGGUAAAGUUGUCAACCCACUGUUGUCGGGUAAAGCUGUCAGCCCCUUGUUGUUAGGUAAAGCUGUCAGCCCCUUGUAGUCAGGUAAAGCUGUCAGCCCCUUGUAGUUAGGUAAAGCGGCAUUUAUAAGAUCACGAUCAUCCAACUGGGUACGCGUUUGCAAUGAUAUAAGGAAGAAACCUUAUGUUUUUCAUGUUUAUAUAUCAAAGGUCAAACUUACAUGGAUAAUUUUGUUCUCUGAUAUGAUUGAUGUUCAUUCUAUAUGUAAAAUACAACUGUUUUCACUAAAGUAAUCAUGUGACAUCCAGUUGACAUUGUAUUCUCAUCAAGACUAUGCUACAUAAUAUGUACACUUGCACCCUUUUUAAAGAAAUUCAGUGAUAUGUUUCUGAAGGAUAUUGCUAACCAAAUUUUGGUACAUAAAAAAAUGAGGCUAUUGUCACCAAGAAAACUUCUGAUGCGGCUUAGAAAUUAUUAAGUUUGUUUAUUAAGAUUUAGUACAUUGUCACAAAUGUAAUGAUUAACAAAUUUUGUCCCAUAAUUUGAACGAAGGUCAAUGAAGGAGAAUGACAGAAAUGUGAUAGAUUCUUCUUUACAAUGUGAGAGGAGUGUAUUUGUUUUAUUUUUUUAUCUGCCAUAUUGUAUACUUCUUAUGUACAUGUGUUACCACAAUUCUAAUCAAAACUCUAGAUAAGUGUUAAUUACUAUUUAUUACCGUAGAUCUUUGGGUAUUCUAGCGCCAGAUAUUAGAAAUUUUAGCAGUUUUAGAGCAGAAUAAUGGUGAUUAGUCAUUUUCACUGAGAAAAUUCAAUUUUAUUAUUUGUAUUGUUGCUAAAUUGAAUCUGUUGAUUAGUGGAGAAUGUCUGUUUAAUAAUUAUGGAUAAUUUUUAAGAGUUGAAUUUUCUCAGUUUAUUGUAAAAGUGAACGUAUGUGUAGAUAUCAUUUACAGCCAGCAAAUGAUAUUAGUAGAGUUCCUGUUUCUGUGAUAAACCCAUGUGACAAAAGGAUGGAACAUCCAGCACACUUUCAAAAUUUAUCUCAUGAGUUCUUGUAGGUACAUGUAAAUGUUAGUAAUUUUGAGUCAUAAAACAGGUUGUUUACUCUUUUAAUGCUGCUUGUACAUUUAACAAAUGAAUUUUUGUUUGUAUUUUAUCGAUCUGACCUGUUAUAUAUUAUUUCUAGUCAAUCAUAUAUUAUGUAUAUUAAUGUAUAUUAAAUUUAUUAUUAUUUAUUAGCCUUUGUUACUUCCUUCUAUUAAAGAAAAAAGAUUUUACUCCUUCUUAAUGUAUCAUUUUAACAAUAUUAAACAUUCAUCAAAUGGAAAGAUAUAUUUGUAAAGCAUGUAAUUUAUUUUUGAUCCUGUUUUCAAAGAGCAAUAAUAGGUAAUUAAUUUGUUUAAUGUUGAAAUCUAUUUCCAUAGUAUUUCUGUAAUUUUUCGAGCAUUUUAAAUCUUUUUGUGUAGAUCAAAUGGGGAUGAUAACACAAAUGUUGUGAAGGGAAAUUGCAUAUAUUCGUUUUAAGAGCUGUAAAUGUGCAUCUGUGAUAUUGGUGAUGUGUUUAAUAGUUUAUUAUUUUUUACAUUUUCAAAUUUUAUUGUAAGAAGUGUUUCAUUUUUACACUGAUUUUUCAAUAGGAAAAAAUUAUUGUUGAUAUGAACGAGUUGCCUCCCUUACCACUUGCUGUUUACCCCUAAUUUUCCGUCCUUGGCUUAUAUUAUGAAUAAAAUUUAUCCAUUGAU
Messenger RNA from Ostrea edulis (European flat oyster), 6858 nucleotides. RefSeq lists its product as uncharacterized. Lineage: Eukaryota; Metazoa; Mollusca; Bivalvia; Ostreida; Ostreidae. The transcript is spliced from 12 exons. The record is from RefSeq and is a predicted model, not a curated record. Bases 46 to 3000 code for a protein of 984 amino acids.